Molecule: messenger RNA, 3156 nt
Organism: Saitoella complicata NRRL Y-17804
Lineage: Eukaryota; Fungi; Ascomycota; Saitoellomycetes; Saitoellales; Saitoellaceae
Product: DUF1620-domain-containing protein
Exons: 3
Coding region: 37-2892 (951 amino acids)
Biological process (GO): protein folding in endoplasmic reticulum
Cellular component (GO): EMC complex
Molecular function (GO): protein binding
Source: RefSeq, a predicted model, not a curated record
GCUGCAACAACGACUCCCGAAAACCAUUGACCGCAAAUGCAAUGGCACACAGGGCUCCUAAGCCUGCUGUUUGCACUCCUUCUCACUUUCUAUAAGCCGGUGUCGGCCAUAUAUGCGGAUGAAGCAUCAGUCAUCGACUUCCAUCUUGCUCAUGUCGGUACACCUCGUGUCAGUUUUCUGCACGCCCCCGUUGCUGGAUCGGGAAAGCUUGCCUAUGUCGGCACUGAGAAGAAUGUUAUCGCCGCCAUCGGACUGAAGAGCGGUGACUUGUUGUGGAGGCAGAUUGUUGAAGGGGAUCUUGUGGAUGCGAAAGCGUCGGGUGAACGCAUCGUUGUGCUUUCACAAAGCGGUACGAAUGUUGUCCUGUCGGCGUACUCUGCUACACAAGGCCACCUGCUGUGGUCUUCGCCAUUCUUGUCGCAAGAAGCUAUCGAGCCCAGUGUCUCCGUCUCGGAUGUGAACGCCGUUUUGCUCACAGAUGGAGGGUUGGUUCGCAUUGUGGAUCUCACCGACGGUACUGUCGCUGCCUCUUGGUCUGGACACGACGGUAUUACUGUCUACACAAACGUUACCCACACCACAGAUGGUCAUGUUGCGGUCGUGGGCACGACUUCGAACAUUGCGUCCUCUACACUAACCACUGCCAUUCUAGACGCACGUGCCCUGGCUUUGAGUGAGAUUCUGGUGCUUGAUACGAUUGUUACGUCUCCGUCCGAUGUGCUGCACCUGUCACCCCGCCUCCUCAUUUGGAAGAAUGGCGAGACCUUGGAGUAUGUGACGCUUGGCAAAGCUCAGGUUAUGGAACUGCAGGCGCCUGCCAACGUAGGCCACGCUCGUGCAUUCUCUUCACGAACUGGCCGCUCUAUCUUGGUGCAGUUCCAGCAUUCUACCACCUUCUACACUGUCUCUGCAGAGGAUGGCUCCCUUGUAUUGAAGUAUACCAUUCAGAACCCCGAGGGUUCUGAUCACUGUGCAUACUCCGCUGCGGAGUCUGAUGAGGAAUAUCAUACGCGCUCGUGUAUUCAAGGUGAUGUUGGGCGUGUUGAAGUUUUCGGUGUUGCAGAGUGGGGGGUCGUCAAAUCUUGGAGAGUUGAUCUCGCCGACGCGCAUAGCACGGGUCACUUUGGGGGCGUGUUGGCUGCUUCAAGCGAGAUCAUGACCGCUGUUGAUGGUCUCGUGGGUCGCGUUCUGCUCGUUACUGUCGAUGGAUCAAUUCACCUGUGGCGCGAUUCUAUGCCGUUGUGGACGAGACACGAGAGUUUGGCGCAUACUACGCAUGCUACGUUCGUUGACCUGCCCGAUCCCAGUGUUUCAAAAGAAGUGGCGGACGAGGAAACUCAUGAAGGUCUUUCUGCAUUCCUGAAGAGGGUCACUAGACACAUCGGGGAAGUUCAUCGUCUUCCGGCCUUCUUCUCUGGCUGGGCAGCACGCUUUGCGCAAGGCGAAUAUGAGGUAUCGCCAACCGGUAUAAGCGCCGCGAUCGCCCGUGAUACAUUCGGAUUCAGGAAGUUCAUUGUCACUGGCACGGAGAAGGGAAAGCUUGCUGCCCUGGAUACGGCAACCGGCAAGGUGGUAUGGUCGCAGUUUUAUCAGGGCAAUGCAGCCGUGGGUCUAUGGACUGUCCGAAAUGCAUCUCCCGAUCAUCCUCCGGUUGUCGCUGUCCUCCUUAAGGGACAAGGUACCAUGGACUGGCUCGAGUUGAACGCAUUAGAUGGUACUGUAGUUGGAAGCGAGUCUUGGACAGGCUCGUUUGGUGCGGCCUUCGCAAUUGAAGGAGUUCAAGGACCUGAAGAUACAUUGUCCGUAGCCGUCGUCAGUCAAGAAGGUGCUUUGAAAGUCUUCCCGAAAGACAAGGGGAUGCAGGCCAUCAGUGCUACUUUUACUGGCAUUCGUUUUGCUGUUACCAACGGCAGCUCAGCAGUCCAGGGAUUUGAGCUUGAUGCAACUACUGCAAGUGCAAGGUCGCUCUGGAAAAUUGACUUUCCCUCUGCUGAAGUUAUCCAGUCCAUCUCUGCAGCAGGAGCCAACCACGUUGCAAGUAUUGGCAGGGUCUUGGGUGACCGCUCGGUUAUGUACAAAUACCUUCACAGUCAUUUGGUCGGUAUUGUCACGACUGAUGCGUCUGCAUCAUCGGUGACGAUUUACCUUGUUGAUCUUGCGCGUGGUACCAUUGUGCACCAAGCUCGCCAUGGUGACGUUGACACAACAAAGACUGUCAGUAUCGAGCUAGAUGAGAACCGAGUUGUGUACGCCUUUUGGUCUAUUGGGCCUAGUGCUGGAACGCAGAUCAAUGUCUUGGAGCUUUAUGAACAUGAAAAGCCCAAUCAGCGGCUUGAUCCCGUUCCACUGGACUAUGUGUCUCGCGAUGUCGACUUGCAACCUUAUGUGGUUGGUCAAGCAUACCGUUACCCCGCACGUAUUUCGGCAUUAGCGACGACUCAGACCCGAUAUGGGAUAACUAAACGCGAUACCGUUGCUUUCCUUCCAGAUCUGAAUAUGUUGGUGGAGCUUCCGAAGAGUCUUCUUGAUCCCAGGAGGCCGAAGAAGGAUGUGAAGCAAAUGAGCACCGCGGAAAAGGAGGAAGGCUUGAUUCCUUACGAUCCAAUCCUCCCUGACGAAAGGCGAUGGGUGAUUUCGCACAAAAAUGAGAUCUUUGCGGUGAAGGAUAUUAUUUCGGGUCCUGCCUAUUUGGAGAGCACUUCGUUAGUGUUUGCCUUUGGUUUGGAUAUGUUUUUCACACGAGUGACGCCAAGUCAGUCAUUUGACAAAUUAAGCGCGAGCUUCAGCAAGGGACAGCUUCUGUUGACUAUGAUUGCCCUUUGCGCUGCGGUCGCUCUUACGAGUCCGAUGGUUCGCAGGAAACAGCUGAACGCGCUGUGGGGCGUUCAGUGAGUUACGUCAGCUACAACCAAAACUGGUUGUGUUACACAUGGCGGGAAAUGUGUUCAGGAAAAGAUUAGAAAUAUGCUUGCAAUUUGACAAAAUCGGCUUCACAUAAGGCCAACUAACUAAUACCCAAAAUAUGAAAAACUAAAUGACAUAACUAUAUGAUGUAAACCAACCAGACGUCGCGCGCAAACAUUUCGUGCAAUGCACUGAAAUCAGUCGUUCCAUUGCGUUUUGGACACAAAUUCAGACCACGUAGUGGGCUUUCCC